GCAGCUUUGCCAUUCGCCUCCGAUCCCCUCCGGUGCAAGUGUCUUUCGGGCUUCUCUUCUCUGAAACCUCAUCAUGAAGCUGUUGAUGUUGCUGGCGCUGGCGGGGCUGGCGAGCUGCAGCACAACCCUGAUCGGAGGCGACCGCGCCAGGGACGUCUCUCUUCGCUAUAAGUACUACGACGAUGACGGCAAGGAGAUCGAGGUGGAGGUGGAGGCCGAGAGGCUGGGACUUGGCCUUGUCGGCGCGGCGCCCAGGAAGGCCGCGGUCGCCCCUGCCCCUUCCGUCCGCCUUGCCCCCGUGACCGCCGUCCCUCAUUUCGCCCUCCAACCCCAGGCGCCAGUCCGCUUUGUUCCUGUGGCCACGCAGGUACAGACCCGCACCGUUCCGGCCGCUCGCAAGGUCGUCCCCUUCGUGCAGCCUCAGGUGGUGACGCGCGUAGUUGAGGUCGCUCCGGCUCCCCAGGUCACCCGCUACGUCCAUGUAGAGGCUCCCAGGGCCCGCUACGUCAAACUGGACGACGACGACGACGAUGAUGAUGAUGACGACGUCCCAGUCGUGUUCCGCUCCUCACGCCCCGUCCACCGCAUGGCGCCUAAGCGCUCCUCCCUGGCUGCUGUCAAGGUCCCCGCGGUCCCUGCCCGCAGGGUCUCGGACAGCAGCGAUGAGGAGUAGGCAGGAAUCGCGGUGCUUUUCCUGGCACUGGCUCCUCGUUUUAUCCUGAUUUUCUUCCAAAGCUAUACAAGAAGUUUUAAUAAAAAAACAAUAACUU
Messenger RNA from Penaeus vannamei (Pacific white shrimp), 770 nucleotides. Lineage: Eukaryota; Metazoa; Arthropoda; Malacostraca; Decapoda; Penaeidae. The record is from RefSeq and is a predicted model, not a curated record.